Endocarpon pusillum Z07020 is the source of this 966-nucleotide messenger RNA. RefSeq lists its product as uncharacterized. The record is from RefSeq and is a predicted model, not a curated record. NCBI's taxonomy places the organism in Eukaryota, Fungi, Ascomycota, Eurotiomycetes, Verrucariales, Verrucariaceae. Bases 1 to 966 code for a protein of 321 amino acids. The transcript is spliced from 2 exons. Gene Ontology annotation, cellular component: mitochondrion. Gene Ontology annotation, biological process: mitochondrial respiratory chain complex II assembly; mitochondrial electron transport, succinate to ubiquinone; protein-FAD linkage.
AUGCAACCUCUUCGUGUAGUUAGCCGCAACCUCCGAGUGUCUGCCUCCAGACCAAGCCCCAUCACCUCCCGCCUCCUCUCCACCACCUUCCCCCGCUCCGUAGACCACAAAGACAGACUCCAUUCCAAUGUCGAAGGUUAUCGCGAAACACAGAUCUCGAAGGCCAACAACCCUCAUUUGACCAAUACCACAUCAACCAUCGCCAAUGACAUGCCUUCUGUCGGGGCGGACAAACCCUCACCCGAGUUUCUCUCCACCGUCGAUCCCAAAUUCACACCCAAGGAUUCUGUACCGGAGAAUGUGGAGCGAAUGACGGGCGGAACACAGAAAGGCGUCCCUGAAGAUGGAGCGAAUGCCGAACUCGGCGUCGGCGAAAUGGAAGGUGCCCAAUUCAAGGUAGAGCCUCUACGCCGGGAGGGAGAGGAUCCCGCAACCAUGAGAGCAAGAUUAUUAUACCAAAGCCGCAAAAGAGGAACGCUAGAAUCCGACCUCCUCCUCUCCACCUUCGCCUCCGCCCACCUCCACACCAUGACCGCCUCCCAACUCCAACAGUACGACCUCUUCCUCGACGAAAACGACUGGGACAUCUACUACUGGGCCACGCAAUCCCCGGCCAACACGCCCACGUCGCAGGAGACGGCCGAGGGGAGCGUCAGCUCUGCCACGAACACCUCGCAGACCACGACGGAGUAUCAGAGCCCUGCGUCGCCGGGCCAGGCUCAGGAGACGGAUGGCUGGCGGCAGGGUGCGCCGAGGAGCGGGGAGUGGGCGCAGACGGUGGGCGCGUUCAAGCCGGCCUAUCGGCCUGUGCCGCAGCGGUGGAGGAACAGCGAGAUUCUGAGUCUGUUGAGGAAGCAUGUGAGGGAGAAGAGUGCCGGUGGGGUGCUGGAGGGUGUUAAUGUGGGAGGGGUGAAGGUUUCGGGACAGGGACUGGGGAGGAUGCCGGAGGUGCAGACUUUCGAGUGA